Contarinia nasturtii (swede midge) is the source of this 1971-nucleotide messenger RNA. RefSeq names its product protein gustavus (gene gus). Gene Ontology annotation, molecular function: protein binding. NCBI's taxonomy places the organism in Eukaryota, Metazoa, Arthropoda, Insecta, Diptera, Cecidomyiidae. Gene Ontology annotation, biological process: proteasome-mediated ubiquitin-dependent protein catabolic process. Gene Ontology annotation, cellular component: SCF ubiquitin ligase complex. The record is from RefSeq and is a predicted model, not a curated record.
UACGCUGUUACAUGAGUCGAACGCUUAGUUUGGUUUUAGUCGCGUCGCAGCAGCUCCCCAGCUACAUAUUGUUCGCAUAGGCCAAGCGCAUAGAAAAUAAAAAUUUCGAAGUUUUUAAAAAGAAAAAAAGAAUUCAACAAAGGAAGAAUCAGGAAGGAAAAAUCAACGAUAAUUGCUAUUUUAAUCGAAAACGUCCAAACAUCUAAAGUAGCUAAUUCAGCUAGUCGAAAUUGAAACACAUUUUUUAGAGUGAACGACGAAAAAAACCGUUUCUCAGAUCUCAUUUUUCGGUUUAUACCUCUAACUGGAUUAAUUUGAAGGAACAAAAAAAAAAAAAAUUUCAAGUGAGAGUGUUCGUGAAAAUAGAAAGAUUUAAUUUUUGAAACAAUUUCAUUUUUUAUAUCAAAAAAGAAAACAUAAGUUAUUUUGACCGCUGUAUGUAUCAAGAGAUAUAUUCAAGAACAGCUAUUUUAUAACAACACUUUACACCACAACUAUUGAAAUAAAUUAAGACUAAUUCGAUUGAAAAAGAAACAGUUUUAUUGCUUAAUACCAGCAAAUGGCAGUAGGGCGACCGAAAAAAUAUGCUAAAUAUUCGACACUAUUCAAUGUUUUAACGCAGUGAAAAUUUUCAUGAAGAAAAAAAACCAUACAUUAAAAAGUGCAAAGAACCGUUAUUAUAUAGAGAGCGAGAAUAAAUUAGUUAGAGAAACGCAUUUGAACGAAUCCAAUCCAAUUGUGUUGGAUUAAAAUAUUGUCGGAAAAAACAUAGUGCUUUUGUUUUUUUCAGCCAUUUUGGUUUUUGCAUUUCAUAAGGAAGUUUAACUUAAAAAUCAUCAUAAAUGGAUUUAGCACGAAAAAGGAAGUGGGCCAAAAAUGCUAAUGGCAGUCGCUUGGAAGACCAACAUCAUCACACAUCGGAAAUAGUAGCAGUACCGUAUUUAUCAUACAAAGCAAGUCGUGGGCCAGUGCUGCGAUCAAGUGAACGCCGUCGAGCACACGCAACAUUAUCAACGUCACCCGUAUUGACACCACGCGUUGUCAUACCUCGUUUGGAAUCCACGCGUGAUUUCGAUCGUUUGCGACUUUCAUACAAAGUAACCAUACUUGAUCGAAGACAAACGCGUAGCAGUCGUGGCAUGAGCAUGGGACAAAAAAUUUCAGGAAGCGUUAAAUCUGUUAGUCGUGAUUCACCGACACCAUUUAAACCAAUCAUUCCGCGUGAAUUGGCCGCUGAUUUUGAACGGCCAGCACGCUUAGAUAUUCUGCUUGACAUGCCACGCGCAGAGCUAGAAACACAAAUCAAACACUCAUGGAACGCUGAAGAUCGAUCUCUCAACAUAUUCGUCAAAGAUGAAGAUAAGUUAACGUUUCAUCGCCACCCAGUUGCACAAAGUACAGACUGUAUACGCGGCAAAGUUGGAUUCACAAAAGGCUUACAUGUGUGGGAAGUGCAAUGGUCGACCCGACAGCGUGGUACACAUGCUGUAGUUGGCGUUGCAACAGCUGAAGCACCAUUACAUUCAGUAGGUUAUCAAAGUCUGGUCGGUUCAAAUGACCAAAGCUGGGGCUGGGAUCUUGGCCGAAAUAAGCUCUAUCACGAUGCAAAGAACUGCAACGGUAUCACAUAUCCAGCGAUCCUGAAAUCAGAUGAAGCAUUUUUAGUACCAGAUAAGUUUUUGGUUGCGCUCGAUAUGGAUGAAGGAACACUUAGCUACAUUGUCGAUGGCCAGUAUCUCGGCGUAGCGUUUAGAGGAUUGAAAGGCAAAAAUUAUAUCCAAUUAUAUCAGCUGUUUGGGGACAUUGUGAAAUUACGAUGAGAUAUGUUGGUGGACUAGACCGUGAGUACACACACAAUUAAUCAUAAAACCAAAACCAAAGAUGAAUUCGAAACUGUGCACUCUUUCGUUUUAUUGUGUGGAUUUAUUUUUGAAAUGUUGUUAACAAUAAGACUUUUAUUUCUAUUCAGAA